Molecule: messenger RNA, 2603 nt
Organism: Trichomycterus rosablanca
Lineage: Eukaryota; Metazoa; Chordata; Actinopteri; Siluriformes; Trichomycteridae
Gene: klhl6
Product: kelch-like family member 6
Exons: 7
Coding region: 1-1830 (609 amino acids)
Molecular function (GO): protein binding
Source: RefSeq, a predicted model, not a curated record
AUGGCGGACUCGGUGGAGAGAAGUUCGGACGCUCCGGUGGAGAUUAAAAGUUCUGGAGAUGCCGAUGCGCCAGAGACGUCGACUCAGGAGAGGCUGGAGGACGAGAGCGUGAUCUUCAACGACUCCAGUCUGUCUGAUCAGAUCCAUUCUGAGUUACAGAGUCUCCGUCUGGACGGCUGCCUCACAGACGUGGUCCUGAACGUCCAGGAUCAGAGCUUCUCCUGCCACAGAGCCGUCCUCGCCGCCACCAGUCUGUACUUCAGAGCGAUGUUCUGUAACGACCUGAGAGAGAGUCGAGAGGAGAGCGUGAACAUCAGAGGGAUCGACCCGGCCGAGAUGAAGAUGCUGCUGGAGUACACCUACACCAGCAAGGUUCUCAUCACCAAGGAGAACGUCCAGAAACUGCUGGAGGCCGCCAGUCAGUUCCAGUUCCCACGGGUGAUGGAGGCGUGUUCGCGGUUCCUGAUGGAGUCCCUCUACCCGGAGAACUGUGUCGGGGUUCUGCACCUGGCAGAUACUCACUCAUUAACCCCGCUGAAGAAACACGUCCACGACUACAUCGUGAGGAACUUCUCCAGCGUGGCGGCUCACGAGGAGCUGGCGGACCUCCGCGAGGACGUCCUGCUGGACCUCCUGCACAGAGACGAGCUCGCCGUCACAGAGGAGGAGCAGGUCUACGAAGCCGCCAUGCGCUGGAUCCGGGCGCGGCGGGACCGGCGGGUACCGGCGCUGCCGCGUGUCCUGGCUCAGGUGCGCCUCCCGCUGCUGGAACCCAGUUACCUGGUGGAGAACGUGGAGGGGGACGAGCUGAUCCGCUCCUGUCCUGAGCUGUUCCCCUUACUGCAGGAGGCUCGAGCCUAUCACCUGUCUGGGGCCGAGGUGAUCUGCGAGCGUACGAAGCCGCGGCUCCAGCAGUUCCAGUCCGAGGUGUUCGUGAUCAUCGGCGGCUGCACCAAGGACGAGAAGUUCGUGUCGGAGGUGACGUGUCUGGACCCCCUGCGGAGGAGCCGGCUCGAGGUGGCCAGGCUGCCCGGCACCGAGAUGGAGACGGAGGCGGAGAACAAGAAGUGGGUGGAGUUCGCCUGCAUCACCUUCAGGAACGAAGUUUACCUGUCAGGUGGGAAGGAGACGCAGCAGGACGUGUGGAAGUACAACGCUUUCCUGAAUAAGUGGAUCCAGGUGGAGUACAUGAGCGCCGGCCGCUGGAGGCACAAGAUGGCGGUGUUGGGAGGGAAGGUUUACGUCUUGGGAGGAUUUAACGGCGUUCAGAGGCUCAGCAGCGUGGAGGCGUAUGACCCCUUCCACAACUGCUGGACGGAGGUCACUCCUCUGCUGAUCGGCGUCAGUUCGUUCUCGACUGCCAGCUACGCUAAAACCAUCUACGUCAUCGGCGGCGGCCCGAAUGGAAAACUGGCCACCAACAGCCUGCAGUGCUACGACAGCGUGAGCAACAAAUGGACGCUAAAGAGCCCGAUGCCCAUCGAAGCUAAGUGCACCAACGCGGUGACGUUCAGGGAGCGUGUUUACGUCGUGGGCGGAGCCAUGAAGGCGCUGUACUCCUACAGCCCGGCGGCGGACGCCUGGACGCUGGUGACGGAGCUGGGGGGCGAGAGGGCGAGCUGCGGCAUCUCCGCCUGCUGUAACAAACUCUUCAUCACCGGCGGCAGAGACGAUAAGAACAGCGUCAUCUCCACCGUGCUCUGCUGGGACCCGCUCACCGAGACCCUGACCGAGGAGUGCGUGCUGCCCCGGGGCGUGUCCCAUCACGGGAGCGUCACGCUCCGAAAAUCCUACACGCACAUCCGCAAGAUUCAAACACACACCGACUGAUACACAAACACCAAGUCAAUACACGUCACAAGGCCAAAAGUAUUCGGACGCCUGACCGAGAGCGUGUAUUAAAAUAGAGUGACCUCUGUGUGACCUUUCAGCUAGAACAACAGUCGCUCUCCUGAGAAGCUUCUCACAAGACUUUGGAGUGUGUCCGUGGGGAUUUGUGCCCUGAUGUUGGUGUUCCGGUUCAUCCCAGAGCUGUUGAGUGGGGCUGAGCUCAGGGCUCUGUGCAGCUUUUCUUCAUGUCUUUAUAGAACAGGACAGGUCCUUCCCUAAACUGUUAAUGCAAAUUUGGAAGCGUGUGAUUGAUUUGUUACUAAUCUUAAACUGUCAGGAGCACCAACAUUUACCUCAGAUAUGCUGGUCAUGAGGUCUUGAGUCCACGACCUGGCUGUGCGUCCAGCAGACACUGUGGAGCGUGCGCUAUACGACUCUCUAUGAGACUCCACCACUAAUAAAUGUGACGGCAAACAGUGAAACUCUGCUGCUCAGCUUCAGCGUCUCAGAGUCAGAACUGCAGUAGACUCGUGUGAACAUGGGAAGGAACGUCCACUUCCUCCUGAGGAACGUCCACUUCCUGUUCUGUUCUUGUUCCGCUCUUGUACUCGGUGUGAACAUGAGCAGGAUUAAACCAGCAGCAGCUUUAUAUCAGGGGUUAAACACUGUGGGUGGAGGGUGGGGUGUGUACAGGUGGUUAUUAUUGUAUUUAUGUGAUUUAAUGUAAAUAUGUAAUUAUUAUAAACAUGAAUAAAUAAAAUAUUAUUAAAUAA